AUGGGGAACCACAAGAAGCUGCUCCAGUUCCUGCGGCCGGACCUGGCGGUAGCGGCGGCGCCGGCGAAGUCGUCAUCGACGACGUCGGACGACGACGACGACUCCUACUGCGGCUAUAACACGACGUGUUCCACGCCGGCGACUCCGACCACGAGCGCGAGCGCGAGCGCGAGCACGGCGGCGUCGCCGUACGCCGCGUCCCCGUGGACGCAGCUCCCGGGGCUGAGCCCCCGCAGCGGCCCGGACGACGCGACCAGGCAGCGGACCGGGCUCCUCGGCUCGCUCGUCAAGGAGGGCGGCGGGCACGUCUACUCGCUCGCCGCGGAGGGGGACCUGCUGUACACGGGCACGGACUCGCGGAACGUGCGGGUGUGGCGGGACCGCCGCGAGCUGGGCGGGUUCCGGUCCGGGAGCGGCCUCGUGAAGGCCAUCGUGGUGGCCGCCGACGGCCGCAUCUACACGGGGCACCAGGACGGGAAGGUGCGCGUGUGGCGGCGCGCAGAGGACCCCGCCGCCGGCGCCGCCGCGGUCGGGCAGCACCGGCGCGUGGGGUCGCUGCCCCGGUUCCGGGACGUGGUGCGGAGCUCCCUCCGCCCGUCGCAGUACGUGCAGACGCGGCGGCGACACAGCGGCCUCUGGAUGCGGCACUUCGACGCCGUGUCGUCGCUGAGCCUGGACGCCGCGGCGGGGCUCAUCUACUCCGCCUCCUGGGACCGCACCUUCAAGGUGUGGCGGGUGUCCGACUCCAAGUGCCUCGAGUCCGUGUACGCCCACACCGACGCCGUCAACGCCGUCGCCGCCGUGGGCUUCGACGCGCUCGUGCUCACGGGCUCCGCCGACGGCACGGUCAAGGUGUGGCGGCGCGGGACGAAGGCGGGGAGCAACAAGAAGAAGGGCCGCCGCGACCAGGCGGACACGUGGCACACCAUGGAGCGCGUGCUGCGGGAGGGCGACAGCGCGGUCACGGCCAUCGCGGUGGCCGUGGAGUCCCGCGUGGUGUACGUCGGCUCCUCCGACGGCGCCGUCGCGCACUGGCAGUGGCGGCGCGGCGCGGCCCCCGGCGCCGCGCCGAGGAACGGCGGCGCGCUGUGGGGGCACAAGAUGGCCGUGCUGUGCCUCGCGGUCGCCGGCCGUGUCGUCGUCAGCGGGUCCGCCGACCGGACCAUCAACGUGUGGCGCCGCGAGGAGGGCGCCGACCACGCCCGCCUCGCCGUGCUCACGGGACACACGGGCCCCGUCAAGUGCGUCGCCAUGGACACAGAGGAGGUGGACGGCGCCGGUGACGACGACGCCCCGCGUCGGUGGGUCGUGUACAGCGGCAGCCUCGAUGGGUCCGUCAAGGUGUGGCGCGUCUCCGACUCGGGCGGCUGCGGCGGCGGCAUCGCGCCCGACCUGACGACGACGACCCCUGCGCGCUACUGGAAAGGCUCCUCGCCUUCGCCGCUGCGAUCGUGGACAGAUGCCGCGCGCGUACCGCGUGCAGCCGAGAGUAGAAUAGCUUGCCUAGCCUAG
Miscanthus lutarioriparius is the source of this 1512-nucleotide messenger RNA. NCBI's taxonomy places the organism in Eukaryota, Viridiplantae, Streptophyta, Magnoliopsida, Poales, Poaceae. The record is from the annotation of a GenBank genome assembly.